AUGUCAUUUCCCAGUGAGUACUCCGUCAAGUCCACGCGGGGUAUCUCACGCAGAAGUGCGGGUUCUGCGGGUACCCGUUUCGUGGACUUCAUUCGCUCCCUCUUCCAAUCUGUUUUUGCAAAACCAGAGAUGGUCUACGAGUUUUCUAUCCCCACGACAGUAGCCCCAUGUCUCCCCAUUUCCUCCUCACUGAAGCGCCAUCAAACUACUCCUCCAGUUCGCUCCUUCUCCCAGUAUGAAUACCUCUCGGAUGCAAGAAAAAAUACCUUCGAGUACGGGAACAACGUGACCCCGUCCAGCACUCAAUUCGUGCUAUCCAGGUCGCCACAUCCACCGCCACCGCACCCAAGCAUCCGCACAAUCGAUCAAUUCUACACUCCGCAAAUUAAACGGUCGAAUGUGAAGCGGAUUAGCACCGAGGCUGCUAGGCUGCAUGAUAUACGAAUCGUUGAUUUGGGUGAGGGACUGAUGCGCGCGCAUUUGCAUGACAAACAGGGAGAGGAGUGUGCGAUAAGGGCUGAACCCAGAACAAUCUACUCAGAGAGUGUGGAGAUCGACGUGCGUAGUACUGCGACCCAACAAUUUUCACCGUUACCCAGGAAGUUAGACAAACGGGUAAUUUCGGUGGCGAAUAUCGCUGUGGAUGGUUCGCGUGCCACUGCCUUUGAUAUUCAACCACAGCUCUCCAAUGUCACAAAGAAGAAAAUUUCAUUAAAGUACAAAAGUUAUGAUCGGUUAGAGCAGCCGAAUCAGGUAUCCGAAGGAAAUAAAUUUAAGCAACAGAUGGCAAUAAAGGAAAAGAUAUUGGCUGAGUGGGAACGCAGUCGGUAUCAUGAUGAGCAAGGGCCGGACAGCAGUUUUUCUUCGCUCGUAUCAAGGGAGGAACCGAUGAUGUCACGGUUGCAAUCGAACACUAAGUCCUCGUACGGGGCAAAAUAA
Messenger RNA from Echinococcus granulosus, 939 nucleotides. RefSeq lists its product as hypothetical. Bases 1 to 939 code for a protein of 312 amino acids. NCBI's taxonomy places the organism in Eukaryota, Metazoa, Platyhelminthes, Cestoda, Cyclophyllidea, Taeniidae. The transcript has 2 exons. The record is from RefSeq and is a predicted model, not a curated record.